Asparagus officinalis (garden asparagus) is the source of this 984-nucleotide messenger RNA. RefSeq lists its product as uncharacterized. The coding region runs from base 1 to 984 and encodes 327 amino acids. Lineage: Eukaryota; Viridiplantae; Streptophyta; Magnoliopsida; Asparagales; Asparagaceae. The record is from RefSeq and is a predicted model, not a curated record. The transcript has 2 exons.
AUGGAAGCACGUUCGCGCAAUCUUCCUGUCUUGGCUCCACCAAUGUUCGAUAAGGAGAACUAUCAAGCUUGGGCAGUAAAAAUGCAAGCCUACAUGGAGGGUUGUGAUUACUGGGAAGCAGUAGAAGACGACUAUGAGGUGGCUGCACUUCCUGACAAUCUAACCCUGAAUCAAAUCAAAAAUCACAAGGAGAUGAAAACUAGAAAAGCCAAGGCCAAAGCCUAUCUGUAUGCUGCUGUUCCACCAGCCAUUUUCAGUAGAAUUAUGGUUUGUGAAUCAACUAAGACAAUCUGGGACUUCCUCAAAGCAGAGUACCAAGGAGAUGAAAUGAUCAAGAGCAUGAAGGUGUUGAAUUUGGUCAGGGAGUUUGAGAGAUUGCAGAUGAAAGAGUCUGAGACAAUCAAAGAGUAUUCGACCAAGUUGAUUGUCAUUGCAAACAAGGAAAGAAUGCUUGGCACUGACCUCUCUGACAAUAGGUUGGUGCAAAAGAUCCUUGUUUCUUUGCCUGAGAGGUAUGAGGCAACCAUUGCUUCAUUGGAGAAUACCAGGGACUUGUCUCAGAUCAAGCUAGCAGAAUUGGUCAGAGCUCUGCAAGCACCUGAACAAAGGAGGUCGAGGAGGUUGAAAGGAAGUGUUGAAGAUGCUCUAAGGGCCAAAGUGCAACAUAGCUCUGAAGGAAAAGAGAAGAAGUGGAAAGGGAAGAAGGGAAGUGACAGUAAAUCAGAGGUUGCUGCAGGAUGCAGGAAACAAAGGAGGAAGAUAUUCUCCAUGCAAGCACUGUGUUGGCUUGUUGAUAGUGGCUAUACAAACCAUAUGACAAGUGAUAAGAAACUGUUUAGAAACCUUGAUAAGUCAAUAAAAUUAAGGGUGAGAAUCGGAAAUGGAGAAUACUUAGCAGUAGAGGGUCGAGGGACUGUGGCUAUGAAGAGUUGUGCAGGGAUUAAGCUGAUUUCUGAUGUAAUGUAUGUUCCUGAGAUUGAUUAG